Messenger RNA from Chlorella variabilis, 657 nucleotides. Its product is annotated as expressed protein. NCBI's taxonomy places the organism in Eukaryota, Viridiplantae, Chlorophyta, Trebouxiophyceae, Chlorellales, Chlorellaceae. The transcript is spliced from 5 exons. Bases 1 to 657 code for a protein of 218 amino acids. The record is from RefSeq and is a predicted model, not a curated record.
AUGACUAGCCCCCGCGCCCUCGCCCUGGCACUCUGCCUGACGCUGGCCGCCGCCGGCAGCGCCGCCGCGCCUCACCCCAUCUUCUCCUGCGCCGACCUGCCGGCCAAAUGGGGCAGCGACCCCAGCGAGAAGUUCUGGUCCGAGGUUACUCCCGCUUCUCCUCCCCGCUACGCCUCCGACCCAUCGGCCACCCGCCCCCCGGGCUGUUCCAACUGGACUCCGGACGCCUACGGCUGCCAGCAGACCGCCGGCCGGGGCACGAACUAUGCCCUCCAGGUCAACUUCACCUGCACCUCCCCCGAGAGCGAGCUCACGCUGGGCAUGACGGUGGAUGUGAACACCUAUGAGCAGUACAUCAAUGUCGAUGAUCUGGAUGUUGAAUUCCUGGCCGUGAACGGAGAUAUUGUGAUGGGCAACCUGGAUGAGCAUGAGUGGUAUGACGCGAACGACUCGAUCUGGGGUGACGUCCACCACCAUGAUGACCAUGAUGACGAUGAUGAUGAUGACGAUGACUUCAACAACGCAUCCAGCAGCUACUGGCAGAACGUCGGCGCGGGCUUUGCUGCCGCGGGCAAGGCCGCGGGCGAGAAGGCGGCGGCGGCGGGGGAGGCCAUCGGCCAGUCGUUCGAGAACAUGUUUGGCCGCAAGCUCAAGUGA